Messenger RNA from Haliotis rufescens (red abalone), 635 nucleotides. RefSeq lists its product as uncharacterized. Lineage: Eukaryota; Metazoa; Mollusca; Gastropoda; Lepetellida; Haliotidae. The coding region runs from base 1 to 591 and encodes 196 amino acids. The transcript is spliced from 3 exons. The record is from RefSeq and is a predicted model, not a curated record.
AUGGGGGUUGAAGACGUCAUACCAGAGGAAGAAUACAAACAGAAGAUGAAACAUGUCCGUGGCCGCUUCCAUACACACACCGUCUUCCCCGGUUACAACGACAACGCCGUGUUCUUAACCUUCUGGUCAUCAGACGCCUACAUCUAUGUCAUUCAGAUGUUUGGAGUUGCUAAGUACGCCAGGAAUACACCCGCUAAUGUAAAGACUACAGUCGACAGAAUCGUCAGCUGGUCGUACUACUUCGGUAUGUUCAGUGGGUUCGAACCGUGGAAUGCUUUCUUCUCCGGCUCCUACAAGGGACGUACAACAUACCCGUUACUGUACCCAGUGAAUCGAGUCGAGCUAUUUCAUGGGACCAGGAUGAACAGAACUGAAAUUCACACUGCUAAAUAUAUAGAAGGCGUGGAGGGUUUAAUUCCGGAGAAGGAGUACCAGUAUGAGAUGAAACAUAUGGGCCGUUACAACACACCUACCGUCUUCCCCGGCUACAAUGACAAUGCCGUAUUCUUCCCCUUCUGGUCCUCGGACGCCUACACCUACGUCAUCCAGAUGUUGGGAGUUGCGAAGUAUGCAAGGACUAUGGAUGAGUAGUGUAUCAAAUGUACAAAUUGAUUGAUUAAAUAUUGCAAAUAACA